AUGCAGCCCUUGAGGUUUAAGUGGGGACUAGACGCCGACAGCAUUUUGCUCACUGAGUGUGAAAAUGUCGGAAUCGCGGUUGAGGCUAGCUGCGAGAUCAGCAAAUCGGAGAUCGACUGGGCCACGUUGAAACGGCUCGCCAUGGCUGAGAUUGUCGCGAGGCUGCUCAAGAAGAACCCAUCGUCGUACCAAAAGAGCGCCGCCGCCGCCGAGAGCCUCCCUGGUCAGCUGAAAGGCCAGUCGGUGGAAGAGCUACUGCAGGUGAGUGAAUUGUCCCUGGUCGCGCGACGCGUUUGA
Molecule: messenger RNA, 297 nt
Organism: Penicillium longicatenatum
Lineage: Eukaryota; Fungi; Ascomycota; Eurotiomycetes; Eurotiales; Aspergillaceae
Exons: 2
Coding region: 1-297 (98 amino acids)
Source: RefSeq, a predicted model, not a curated record